AUGCCAGAACAGCACAAAGCAGCGCAAAAUGGUGUAGUCAAUGCGGGGAGUGCGGCAUUGGCUCUAAAGUACAGGGAGUUUGUGAUACACAGCGAGGUGUGUCUCGAGAGGCUGCGAGAGUGCUGUGCACCGAAUAUACUGUCGGCUUUGACGCUGCACGGACAAAUGAAUCUGGCGAUGUUGUUCAAUUUUUUGACCUCAAACGAAGACCAUUCCUGGCGACGGAAAUUGAUGAAGGCGGGUGCGGUUCCCUCUUUGUUGCGGCUGCAUAAGAUGCUUGUGACUGGUGGUGCUGCGAAAGAGAACGGAAAAGCGCUAGAUGCGUGUCGACAGGUAUAGUUUCUAACUGGUUUUGUCACAACUGUUGGUCUCUCACAAACUACUAAUCUUUGCUGGAAAAGUGUCGGACGGAAGAAAUAACAUGUCUCAAUCACACACUUUUCUUUCCGAACACAAGCUCAAUUUCAAAAUCGCAGGCUCUAGCGCACAUAGCUCUGGUAACGAACCCCGAGUUGUAUCCUUAUCAAGAUGCUGCGGACUUAGUUCCGGUGAUGCUGUUGAUGGCUCGUGACUCUCAGAAUGAAUUGCACCAGUUUGAAGCUUGUAUGGCCUUGACCAACUUAGCGGCCAGUGCAGAGGUGCGCGAUUUCGUUAUCUCGGCUGACGGAUGGAACUACGCUUUGGACUUGUUGUUUAGUAGCAACGAGCGCGUCCAGUGCGUGGCGAUGGAGUUGAUGAACAAUCUUGCUGGGGAUGAGAAGAUUGUCGAGAAAAUUUAUGAGAUGAUCAUAAGGUGCUUCGUUGUGUGUUUUUGAUCGAGGAGAAAGCUCUCUUUGAUGAUGUUUCUGUUUGUGGCUUGCAUUCAAUACAAGAGGCCGAAGUAAUAUGCACUGUUCUAAUACCCGGGCAAGAAAUGUGAGCGGUGCAUGGAAGGUAAGGGCGUUGACGAUGCGCCGGCUGAGAUCAAAAUUAUGCUGUCUUUCUGUGGCGUCGUCACGCGAAAUGAGGCUGAGAUGGCUAGACUAGAGAAGGAAGAGGCCGAAGAGGAGAAGGAGGAGUCAGAUGACGAGAAAAUUGAGGAUUGGCCAGGGAGAAAAAAGAAGCCACAAGUGGUUCAGACAAAGGAAGAGAGUGCUGGUUUGAUUAAGGCUCAACUGUCAUUGGUCAUUGGGGUUGGUCACUGAGGUCGAAGCGGGCCCCCUUAUAGAGAACAGGGGAAAACAAAGGGAAAGCAAGUAGAGGGGUCUGGGGCCCCCCCGUUCAGAAUCAGUGACCACGGAGUGGCGACCUUUAAUUUGAAGGGAGGAGAGGGCGAUGGGAAGGAUCCAAACGCAGAACUUCGAAACAUCCUAUGCGGCAGGAAAAAAGGAAAGGUUGACCGCGCAGCAUUAGUUAAGGGAUUCCACAUUGACAUUACAUCCUUCUUCACUAGUACUAGAAUAUGUUACAAACUACAUCCUUCUUCACUAGUACUACUGAAAUAUUUAAAUGUCAACACAACUUGAUGUGAGGAAAGCGAUGAAUAGGAGCGUACUACAGAGGACAUCCGCGAGGACCUUUUCCCAAGUGGAAACGAAAGUAGGUCCGGGAUGAUCUGAAGAAUGCAAAAAUUGCGCAACCUCUAAAUUAGACCAGAACGAUAAGCGCAUGCUCAUUGCAGCUUCAGGGUGUCUGGCUCAGCUCACGCAGGACACUACGAUUUGCCGCAUGAUCUCCGUGACACCGCAAUUUCACCACCUGUUAGACCUGGUGGCUUGGUCGGGACCCGGCGCGGACGCAGACGCGGAGUUUUAUGACUAAAAAGUUGUAACUACUACCUUAUUGAGAUCACGUGAUUAUACUAAGAAAAGUAUCAUUGUUCUUUAUGUCGCCCUCGUCUUUUUUCUACUCGCCAGUGCGUGCUACAGAUGAAGUUACUUAUACUGUUCAAAUGACUAUGUCUAGAUCAAUACAGUCUGACACGAUCAUUCGCCAAGAGGACGCUCCUCCUAGCCAGCUUAUCCUCUCUAAGAACACCGCGCCGUCGCUGCGAUCUGCAACCUCGUAGCGUGUGAUGAGGUUAUAGGGCAUGUCCGACACCUAGCGCAGAGCGCUAUCGAGAAAAAGAUAGCGUCGAAAACGGGCCUCCUCCAUCCCAAAAGCAAGGAGAAUUACGAGUUUUUUAAGGAGUGGCAAAAAGAAAACGGGAGGCUAUGACGACAUUUAGACCUGAUGUAACAUACAUAAUAUGGAGUGUAGAGGAAUAAACCUAAGCAUCUCGUGUAAGUACCCACGAAGAACCGCGUCAUGUGAUUUCGUAGAAAUUCUUGUCCGAGAUGUCAUUAGCGCAUAAGCAUGUAGCAGAUCUUCAAGUAAAGAGGAUCCAGGAAGUCGUCGUUUCUAAUAAUUCGUAUCUGAUAAAAAUUCAUCGAUAUUAAGAGCAUCAAUAUGUCUAUCUGAUCACCCAAAAGAAAUAUGACUAUGAUUUAAAGUAGAGCAGAAACUUGCUACUACGUACAACUGUCGACUAAACGUCGUUGCUGUCAUUUUGAAGCUGCUACGCGAGGGUAAUUGUUUGCGUUGUGAAUUUCUCAUCUGUCAACAUUGAGGCUUCGGAUAUGGCAGGGAUACGGAGCAAGAUUUUUCCUUGUACAAGGAAAUGCGUCGUGUAACAAGAAAGACGCUCGUGAAAGGACGGCUCAAGAUGUGAAUACUCUUUGAUGUUGUGUCCUCUUUGGAAAACGAAGAGAAAUCAAUUCCAGCGGUUGUCUAGAGGGAUCAUGAAAGUCGGCGCAGACGUAAAGCGCUAGACGGAACCAGAU
This is a messenger RNA of Amoebophrya sp. A25, 2801 nucleotides long. The record is from the annotation of a GenBank genome assembly. NCBI's taxonomy places the organism in Eukaryota, Dinophyceae, Syndiniales, Amoebophryaceae.